Messenger RNA from Aspergillus neoniger CBS 115656, 1595 nucleotides. Its product is annotated as cystathionine gamma-synthase. Gene Ontology annotation, cellular component: cytoplasm. The record is from RefSeq and is a predicted model, not a curated record. NCBI's taxonomy places the organism in Eukaryota, Fungi, Ascomycota, Eurotiomycetes, Eurotiales, Aspergillaceae. Gene Ontology annotation, molecular function: pyridoxal phosphate binding; carbon-sulfur lyase activity. Gene Ontology annotation, biological process: transsulfuration. The transcript is spliced from 2 exons. Bases 101 to 1300 code for a protein of 399 amino acids.
UGAGUCACGACAGCAAAUCUCCGAAUGGCGAAUGGCCGGCAUUCCCGACUGCGUCCGCGCGGCCUAACCUUUCUUCUUCUCAUCUUUUCUCAUCAUCACCAUGGCUCCCGCUAAUCGAGAAAUGGGCGCCUCCACGCGCGCUCUUCAUGUCGACGAUGCCCUGAAUGUCGUCACGGAUGUGGCUCCGCCAAUUCACGUGGCCACUACUUUCCGCUAUUCCGACAACCCCGAUGACUUAGUGCCCUGGGCCGACCGCAGUGGGGAUCAGAAGGACAACACAGCUCACGUCUAUUCUCGGUUGACCGCCCCUAAUUAUACUCGGUUUGAAGCUAUCUUGUCUUCACUCCUCAAUGGAAAGGCCAUUAGCUACUCCUCGGGGUUGUCAGCUUUGCACGCGGCGCUAGUCCUGCUCAAACCCCGCCGGAUUGCCAUUGGAAACGGUUAUCACGGAUGCCAUGGCGUGAUUUCUCUGUUCAGUCGCCUCACUGGACUUCGGAAGCUAGACCUGGAUUGUCCUGCCGAGCAAUUGGAGGCUGGCGACGUGAUUCAUCUGGAAACUCCGGUCAAUCCCGAGGGUACCGCCUUCAAUAUCGAAGCGUAUGCUCAAAAGGCUCAUUCUCGUGGCGCAUACCUCAUUGUUGAUGGCACGUUCGCCCCGCCCUUCCUCCAAGACCCUUUCGAAUGGGGUGCCGAUUUGGUGAUGCACUCGGGGUCCAAGUAUUUUGGCGGACACAGUGAUGUUCUUUGCGGAGUUCUUGCCACACAGCGUGAGGAUUGGGCGAAACAGCUGCUUGAGGACCGGGUCUUCCUGGGCAGUGUGAUGGGAAAUAUGGAGAGCUGGUUAGGCGUUCGCAGCUUGCGGACUCUGGAAGUCCGAGUGCAGCGCCAGAGCCAGAACGCAACCAGUCUUGUAUCCUGGCUGAACGAUGCACUGCGUGCGCCCAGCCCCGCUCCGGAUAGCGACGAAUCUGUGGUUCAGCGUGCCCUUGAGCAGGUGUUCCACGCCAGCUUGCAGAAAGAGGACGAGUCUUGGCUGUUGAAGCAGAUGCCCAAUGGGUUCGGACCGGUCUUCUCGAUCACCAUGAAGACGGAGGAUUUUGCCCGGAAGCUCCCGAGCAAGCUGGCAUUCUUCCAGCAUGCCACCAGUCUUGGAGGAGUGGAAACGUUGAUCGAAUGGCGGACAAUGUCGGACGCGACUGUGGAUCGCCGGUUGCUGCGCAUCAGUGUCGGGUUGGAGAACUGGGAGGAUCUCCGGCAGGAUCUGGUGACCGCGUUCAAGGAAUUAGUCGAGGGUAAAUAAUGACUGAAUUGAACGAUCUCAUAGAUAUGACUUAGCACUUCAGAUGAUGUUAACAUCAGUAAUCUCUUGAUGUCCGCAUAAUACUACUGCUUAGUUGGGACGACAUUCUACUCCAUACCUACCAACUGGACAAUCCCACCGGCGCGGCACCACCACUCUUAUCAUCCACAUCCUUAUCAGCAGACCCCGCACGCCCGCCUUUGUUUUCUCCCUUGUAUCUUUCUCCCCUCCUCACUCCCACCCUCAAUAAAACCAACCAACCAACAAACAAUUUUUCCCAACUCCCUAAUAUUCU